Messenger RNA from Oryctolagus cuniculus (rabbit), 8136 nucleotides. It is a transcript of the gene DCLK1, whose product is annotated as doublecortin like kinase 1. Gene Ontology annotation, molecular function: protein kinase activity; microtubule binding; ATP binding. The record is from RefSeq and is a predicted model, not a curated record. Gene Ontology annotation, biological process: protein phosphorylation; axoneme assembly; retina development in camera-type eye. NCBI's taxonomy places the organism in Eukaryota, Metazoa, Chordata, Mammalia, Lagomorpha, Leporidae. Gene Ontology annotation, cellular component: neuron projection; axoneme.
GGGCGUGUGAGCGAGUGAGACACAAGAAAAGGGAGCGCGCCCGCCGCCGCCGCCGCCCUCCUCAGGAGAGAGAGGCUGGAGUGAGGCUGUGCGAAGCGCCGCAUUUCAAUGAGGACGGGCCAAGGCGCAUCCCUGCACUAGCGGCCACCGCAGCCCAGACGCCCCCGCUCCCGCAGCCGCUGCCGCCCAGCCCGCCCCCGCUGCCGCCCCCCGCCCCAGCCCCACAGCCCCGGCCGCGCCCAGCCCGGCGAGGACAGCACCAGAAGGCGGCCCCCAGCGCGGCCACAAAGACCCACGGCGGCAGCUCUCUGCGGACCGGUGCCACGUUCAGCCCAUCAUGUCGUUUGGCAGAGACAUGGAGCUGGAGCAUUUCGACGAGCGGGACAAGGCGCAGAGGUACAGCCGCGGGUCCCGCGUGAACGGCCUGCCCAGCCCAACGCACAGCGCCCACUGCAGCUUCUACCGAACCCGCACACUGCAGACGCUCAGCUCGGAGAAGAAGGCCAAGAAAGUUCGCUUCUAUCGAAAUGGAGAUCGCUACUUCAAAGGGAUUGUGUAUGCCAUCUCCCCAGACCGGUUCCGAUCUUUUGAGGCCCUGCUGGCUGACUUGACCCGAACUCUGUCGGAUAACGUGAAUUUGCCCCAGGGAGUGAGAACGAUCUACACCAUUGAUGGGCUGAAGAAGGUUUCCAGCCUGGACCAACUGGUGGAAGGCGAGAGUUAUGUUUGUGGCUCUAUAGAGCCCUUCAAGAAACUGGAGUACACCAAGAAUGUGAACCCCAACUGGUCAGUGAACGUCAAGACCACCUCUGCUUCCCGGGCGGUGUCUUCACUGGCCACUGCCAAAGGGAGCCCUUCCGAGGUGAGGGAGAAUAAGGAUUUCAUUCGGCCCAAGCUGGUCACCAUCAUCAGAAGCGGAGUGAAGCCUCGGAAAGCUGUUAGGAUUCUGCUGAACAAGAAAACAGCUCAUUCCUUUGAGCAGGUCCUCACUGAUAUAACCGAUGCCAUCAAGCUGGACUCGGGAGUAGUGAAACGCCUGUACACGCUGGAUGGGAAACAGGUGAUGUGCCUUCAGGACUUCUUUGGUGACGAUGACAUUUUUAUUGCAUGUGGACCGGAGAAGUUCCGUUACCAGGAUGAUUUCUUGCUAGAUGAAAGUGAAUGUCGUGUGGUGAAGUCCACUUCCUACACCAAAAUAGCUUCAUCAUCCCGCAGGAGCACCACCAAGAGCCCAGGACCUUCCCGGCGCAGCAAAUCCCCGGCCUCCACCAGCUCAGUUAAUGGAACCCCUGGUAGUCAGCUCUCUACUCCACGAUCGGGCAAGUCGCCAAGCCCAUCACCCACCAGCCCAGGAAGCCUGCGGAAACAGAGGAGCUCUCAACAUGGUGGCUCCUCUACUUCACUUGCAUCCACCAAAGUCUGCAGCUCGAUGGAUGAGAACGAUGGCCCUGGGGAAGAAGUGUCGGACGAGGGUUUCCAGAUUCCAGCCACAAUAACAGAACGAUAUAAAGUUGGAAGGACAAUAGGAGAUGGGAAUUUUGCUGUUGUCAAAGAAUGUGUAGAAAGGUCUACUGCUAGGGAGUAUGCUCUGAAAAUUAUCAAGAAAAGCAAAUGUCGAGGCAAAGAGCACAUGAUCCAGAAUGAGGUGUCUAUUUUAAGAAGAGUGAAACACCCCAAUAUUGUUCUUCUGAUUGAGGAGAUGGAUGUACCAACUGAACUGUAUCUCGUCAUGGAAUUAGUAAAGGGAGGAGACCUUUUUGAUGCUAUCACUUCCACUAACAAAUAUACCGAGCGAGACGCCAGUGGGAUGCUGUACAACCUGGCCAGCGCCAUCAAAUACCUACACAGCCUGAACAUUGUCCACCGUGACAUCAAGCCGGAGAACCUACUGGUGUAUGAGCACCAAGAUGGCAGCAAAUCACUGAAGCUGGGCGACUUUGGACUGGCCACUAUUGUUGACGGCCCCCUGUACACAGUCUGUGGCACCCCAACAUACGUGGCUCCAGAGAUCAUUGCAGAGACUGGAUAUGGCCUCAAGGUGGACAUCUGGGCAGCUGGUGUAAUCACUUACAUCCUGCUGUGUGGUUUCCCUCCGUUCCGUGGAAGUGGUGAUGACCAAGAGGUGCUUUUUGAUCAGAUUUUGAUGGGGCAGGUGGACUUCCCGUCUCCAUACUGGGAUAAUGUUUCUGAUUCUGCAAAGGAGCUCAUCACCAUGAUGCUGUUGGUCGAUGUCGAUCAGCGAUUUUCAGCCGUGCAAGUCCUUGAGCACCCCUGGGUUAACGAUGAUGGCCUCCCAGAAAAUGAGCAUCAGCUGUCAGUGGCUGGAAAGAUAAAGAAGCAUUUCAACACGGGCCCCAAGCCGAACAGCACAGCAGCUGGAGUGUCUGUCAUAGCACUGGACCACGGGUUUACCAUCAAGAGAUCAGGGUCUUUGGACUACUACCAACAACCAGGAAUGUAUUGGAUAAGACCACCGCUCUUGAUAAGGAGAGGCAGGUUUUCCGACGAAGACGCAACCAGGAUGUGAGGAGCCGGUACAAGGCACAGCCCGCUCCGCCAGAAGUCACCUCGGAAUCGGAAGACUACUCCCCAAGCUCCUCCGAGACUGUUCGCUCCCCCAACUCACCCUUUUAAUAAGACCCUUUUACUCAAAGUCCUAGCUUAACCCUUUGAGACUCUGAGGUUGUUUUUUUUCCAAAUUUAUGUAAAACAGUUUCAUCUGAUCUAUCUAGCACUCAAAGCUUGAAUGGCAGAACAGACAGUGUGUUUUCAGGUAUCUUCAUGGCAAUUUCCCCUUAUUGAAUGGCCCAGGGGGGUUUGUGAAGAUUGUGAUUUGCUGCUAUAGGGUCCUCAAAGGGUUAAGGCUAAUUUGCAGUUUUUUAAAACAUAGAAGCAAUGAAUGUUUUCAUCCUUCGAGCUAGAUCUGCAGUACGUAUUAGAGCACGUUAACCCUCUGAGUGCAUAGAAUUUUACUGAGAACCCUUCUUAAGGAAUGUUUCCGGUCUUUGGGUGUAUACACACAUAGUUCUUGAUGCUGCAGAGCAUGGGGUGUUAUUAGAUGCUGAAAUAUCCAAACAGGAAGGGCAUCUGGAAUGAUACUCUUGCUUGUCCUCUGUGGGUUUAGAACAUGGUAGGCCUAUAACUUGGACAUAGGCACCCCUCUGUCUUCUUCACAAUCCUAUUAAGAAAGGGAUUUUUUUUUAAAAAAUUGUCAUUGGAGGUAUAACUAUUAGCUACAGUGAGUCCUGCACCCUGAGUGGAGGGAAUUGGGUCUGUGGUCAACAGCCUGACUCAAGAAACAGAAGGGGCCCCUCCCCCAAAUCAUCCCCCUAUGAAGCUGUACUAAUGAUGCCCCAGAAAUGCUGCUUCCACAUCAGCUGCUGCUAGUACCAGCACAGACCCUCCAGGAACCACAGUUUGUCUCGUGCUGGGUGAAUGAGGGUCUGCUGCUCGGUAUCAGACAUCUACCCAGAAGAAACAACUGGUAGAAAAGAGCAAUAAAUUGCCAGGUGCUCCACAGGGCUGGAAUUUCUAGCAGAAAGAGGAAACAAGAUCCUGUGCUUUUUCUCACCUGUUUUUUCAUGCCCUGUGGUUGUCAGUGUGAAAUCCCCCACUGAGUAUGAAAUCCAUACAUGGGAGAGCUGGGGCAAGUGCUUUGUAAGAUGGCCAAGCACAGUGGGAACACAAUCCAGAAUGUUCUAAAAAUGGGUUAUAAAGAGGUAUACCACUGAUAUGACAAUGCCAUGUGCACCUUUAGGUUACCUGUUUGGUCUCCCAGGAAAGAUCAAGAUGGAAGACCCAGAAGAUAACCCUGAGGACAGAUCUUCCAUUCUGGAAGAUGGUUUUCCUACACCACUGUUUUCAGUUGUCCAGGGGAACAUGGAUUUGUCUUGGGGCCAAGCCCUGUCUGAGGCCUGUAUUUUCACUCUGGUUACCAAAUCCAUCUCCCUAACCUUGCGUUUCCAGGCCUGUGUUUCUUCUGGAAUGUAGGAGUAUUGCAUUUCAGAAUGGGGGCCUUCGGCUUCCUGUGCAUUACCACAGAGCUCAGAGGAGAGAGUACGGGGUCUCAGGAGGCAAGGGCCAACUCGAAUGUCCCCAAUUCUGUGAUCAGAGACAGCCAGUGAGUGGUGUUUUAUGAACUUCACAUCUGGAUGGCUGAACAGUCCUUACGUUUCCUGUUUUGCAUAUACUUUAGAAUCUGAGAGCCUUGAAAUUUCUGAACGACCAUUCUAUGGUCAGUUCUUCAUUUUCAACCACACAUUGAUCUUCAGUCACUGCUUUUUAUUCUUAAACCCUUCACUAUGUUAAUACAGAAAUUAGUCAUCAUAUGCCGUUGUCUUGGCAACACAGCCUCCCAGAGUGCUGCUCUUCCACAUGUAGGUUCAUCUCUAUGGACUGUGUGGUCCUGAUGUGUAAACAGAGGUUUUCUCUCCUUUUAGAGAGAGUCCAGAAAUGAUCACUUACAAAACACGAAGUAGCAUUAACCAGUAAAUCCACAGAGUCGUUUGAGGGAGGGAGGUGUAGAAGGCAGAGCACAGAACACCAGGAAGGCUGCUGGUGUGUAGGUCAAGUCCAUGUUACUUGACUGAACUGUUAGAAAUGACCACUUUCUCUAGAACUACAAAGCAAAGCACUAUUCUAAGGCUGAGGAGUGGCUGCCGAGCUUGACUUCAACUCUGAAUGUGCCAGUGUGCAGAUUCCUUCGGGUUGAGAUCUACCUGAGUAGAUUGUUGUUUCCUUUAUUUCUCUGAAUUACGGCCUUUCCCGUGCGCACUCAGUGUGUUGCUGCGGCAUCUAGUGUCCAGACCCCUCAGUGCAUGGCCCGGGCUGUUUGCCAUCAACUCCUCGGGGGGCACUGUGGACGGUGCAGGCUGGGGAGUGUUUCUCAGCACAGGGCCGACAGGCAAGCAGCUCAGAAAAAUGCGGGGCUCCUUCAUCCUGGGGAGCCCAACACAGCAGCUACAGAAUCCAAGUGACUAUGCUGAAUAAACAGUGGAAUGUGACCUGUCAAGUAGAAAUAUUGAGUAAUCAGAUGGAAUGCAAUCUUUCCAGCAUUAAGCUACCAAGAUCCUGAAUGUCAGAGAUGUACUCAGAGGGUUAACAGACAAGCACAAGGCAUGCUGAUUACGUUGGUGUAUCCAGAUUGCUUUGCUUUUAGCCAGUGCUUUCUAAUUUUUUUCUUGACAUUCUUGGGAUAGUUCAAGUUUGAAAUAAUUAAGUGGUGGUGUUCUUUAGGGAAUUUCUAUAACCAAAUUGAUCUUAUUUUUUAUUUCACUUAUCAUAGAACAAAUAUGUACCAUUAUGGCAGUGUAUCUCUGUAAUUAUCAAUUUACUCAUCACCACAAGUGUUUCCAUAUUUUGUUUUCCAAGUAUUUACUAUAGCUGUUAUGGUGGUGGCCUGGUGAUGGGGACUGUCUUUCCUUUACUGACAAUUGACCAACCAUAUGGUAUUUUCAAGGGAAUUUCAAUAUUCCUCUUUUCAGUUUGAUAAUAGACUAGAUAAGGAAGAACUCCUUCAUUACUUGCAUCAUGUAAGUCAUCUCUGUAGAUGAGAACUGUUCAUAUUAAUGAACAUGUUUUUUCUCAGCAUUGUAGCAGAAAUCAUUUUAUUUGUUAUGAUCAAUGAAUAUGUGAUUUGCUCCAGAUCAUUAGAAGGAAAAGUAAGAUCUCCAUCAUUGAACAUGUUUUUGCCAUAGCCCUCAUCUAACUUACACGUGGUGCAUAUUAAAAUAAGCAAAGAAAAAUGUGAAUAAACUACUGAAAACACUUGGUGUUUUGUAUUCAAUGAGACCUUCCUGAAACCUGCUCACCACCCCCAUGGGUGGUGGCUAACAGGCCCGUCAGAUAUUGUUGAAAGAAAGCAAUAUAUCCAUGAAUGAAAGCUAAAAUUGCAAUCCUUUGCCCUUUGAGGCAUAUUUCAGUUGAAAGAAAAAAGAAAGAAGAAAAAUUGGCUUAGAAGGUCACAAGAGCUACUGUAUGACCAAGGCUCAAGCACAUUAAAUCACGGUUGUUUGCUGGCCAAUGGCUUCCAUUAGACAAGUCUAUCCCCAGAGUCCAGGCUCGCUUAUGUUGAGGGAGAGUUUUCUUAAUAUUAUUGUGUUGCCCCUAGUCCUUCUGUGGGUAAGGAUCUGUCAACAUUUCCAUGAUAAACUCUUAUUCUCAAAGGUUUUUAAUUUGACCAUAAAAAUGGGCCCCAGGCUGAAGUUUGCUCUACAGGGCCUGCAUCAAGGGGUGAAAGUUCACUUCAUUCUCUUCCCAACUUUUUCCCAAUUCUCAUGAGGAAAGAAUAAUAAUUUUAAAACUCCAGUACAUCCCCUCAUUAGUUGUGACUGUAGAAUUUUGGACAGUACCAAGAUCCAAGAUGGUAGUACUACUGUAAUUAUUCAUUUGGAUGUAGCAUUUUUUUUUUAGUUGAUGGGUCACUGGGCAUGUAUUGUAAAUAGCAUAUCCUUUCUCUAUGUUUUUAAUCUUUUAAACUGCUACAUGUUUUUUUGGACCAAAUAUUUUUAAAAACUUGAAGUUGGUCAGUUUAAAGGUCAGCCUUUCUCACAUACUGUCUGCCAUUUCCAUUAGGAAUUUGGGGAAAAUACUCUCAAGUAGCCCCUUGUUUUGCAUGCAGUAUGCAGGGUCAAUGUGUGCUUUUUGGAGCUAGGGCUUUCUGAUUUAAUCAUCGAAAUCUAAUCUAUUGGGGAAGAUAGUGAUUAAAGGCACUUCCAAAGUUAACAUUUUUGUCAAUUCACAUAUGAAAAGAAAAGCAUAAAGUAUAACACACUUCACCCUUUUUUGGUUAAAGCAAAUGAAUCAACAAAACUUGAGGACACACUAAACAGUUAAUAACUGCGUAUUUGCUUUAAAAAUUGGAUCAGUGGUGCUCACCAAUGAAACAGUGACAAAUGGGUCCCGAGGACUGACAGAAAGAAUCUUGGGUUUGUAUGUAAUUACAUACUUGAGAGGAAGUACUUUUAAGUCGGUCUUUUAUUUUUUAAUCAUCUCAGAUAUGCAACCAUCCAUCCAGCAACAUUAAGGGUCACAGGCUGGUGGGAAACAGGAAAUUUAGAGUGGAGGCUUAGAAGGCCUCUGGUUGGGGUAUGAUUUUUGUAAUUUGCGUGUUUGGUUUUGUGUUUGUGUUUUCAUUUUCGUUUUUCUUGUUGCUGAGCUUCGACACUGAGGAUGCCAUGGUGGUCAUUUUCCGCAAGCAAGCCUCUAACUGACAGGUGUCACGAUCAUGAGGUUUGCAAAAUCUUGCCCACGGAGACAAAUAGAAGAUCCAGUUUCAUUCUUUUUCCCUAAAGAAAGAACAAUCUCUAAAAUAAAGCUAACUGUACAUUUCUACUGAGACCCUUAAUGUUGUUUUAAUGUAAAAUUGUAUAUUUUUGUCUGUGAUAUACUUUAUGAAUUUAAAGUAAGUAAUAGAUCUAAGGCCUUCACUGUCAGUAUUAAAAGAAAGUAGAAUUUUAAAAAUGAUGAUAAAGAUGCUAUAAUGUCAAUUCAUUCCAGUCCAAUUGAAUGUGGUAAGGAAAAAAAAAAAAUCUUGAAUGGUUCUCUAGGGACAAUUUCUCACUUGCCAUUGACAUUAAUCUUUGGUGUAUUCUCAGAAAAAAUAAAAAGAAAUUGAAACUGGUCCAAAGGUUAGAGUCAUAGCCUCAAUAACUUCUUUAAAAUUUUUUAUUAGGAAAUUAAUAAUAGCCUUUUUCAUUCUGGCUGAAAGAAAAUUAUUAAAGGAUUAGUUGAGUGUGAAAUUAAAGAGUAUUUUGCUCAUGCAUACUGAAAAGGGGGGCUGGGAACUUGCUGCAUUUAAACAAGUUUCUGAAAGGUUUCAAUUUGAUGUGUGAAAAAAUUCAAUGUUUCCUUUGAAAAUACUGAAUUUAUCACUUGCUGCAUGGAUCAGAUGGUAUAAGUUAAUCUUUGAUUUUCAGAAUCCUAAUGAAAUAACUUUCAAAUGAUUUGUAUCCAUGAUUAAAGGUGGAAUGAGAUCCAAUUUUCCCCCUAAUCCUUUGGUUUAAGUGAAUAAAUGUAGGUUAAUGUGGAAUGAAAUCAUCUGUGAUAUAUCAUGUUCAUUUAUCAACUGAGCUUUUUUGAUGUUGCCUGUUUUUAUGUAAAACAUGUUCUUAAAGUUAAUAAACUAUUAGUACUUGG